This is a messenger RNA of Drosophila teissieri, 896 nucleotides long. RefSeq lists its product as uncharacterized. The record is from RefSeq and is a predicted model, not a curated record. NCBI's taxonomy places the organism in Eukaryota, Metazoa, Arthropoda, Insecta, Diptera, Drosophilidae. The transcript is spliced from 3 exons. The coding region runs from base 113 to 892 and encodes 259 amino acids.
AUCCAUUGAAGGCGGCUCAAUCUGGGAAAGUUGCCUGCUCUGACACCUUGACGUUUGGCACAUUGCAAGUUUGAAGCCAAUUUACCACCACCGACCUAUUAACCUGCCCGGAAUGCGCUCCUUGUGGUUGCUACUUGUACUGGCUUUCGUUGGCUGCGGCCCAGGUGCUUCAGCCCUGCGUUGCUACAAAUGUGAAGACUGCGAUGAAAACACGCAGCUAAGUGACAUGGAAGUGUGUGAGGGUCCACUUUUGAGCGGUAAUGGACAAGGCACACCUGCCAGCUCCAACUCCAGUCCGAGUCCAAGUCCGGCUCCUUCUCCAUCACCUGCUGCAUCGAACAAUACAAAUAAUGCUUCUGGCUCCUCCUCCGAUGCCAGCGAAGAGGAAGAGGACUAUGAAAGCGAGGAGUCCACAACCAUAGGUAUCCUGCCGGCAGGAAAUAACCUACCCAUCCAACCCGGUUCCGGAACCGGUGGCAUAGCUGCUGCAGGCGGACAACCAGCUGGAGGGGCAGCUGGGGGAGAAACUGGAGAAGUUGUGAGCGAAGAGGAGGAAGAGGACGAGGAGGAGGAGGAGGAGGAGCGACGCAAGCGGAGAUCGAGUGCACGACAGGUCGAUCCCGAUGUGCCAAUCGCCUUCUGCUACACAGUGAGGCUCCAACUUAACGACUCGACGAUCACCAAGAGGGGCUGCACCACCGCCAGGAAGAGCAAUCAGACGGGUGGCUGCGACGGUCUCUUCGAGAACUGGACGGUGGCCGGAUGCCAGUUGUGCCAGGACGACGGAUGCAACCAGCCCAUCGCCAUUGGAUCAGCCAGUAGAAUCGCUGGACGGUUCUGGCCUCUUGUGGCACUCACGCUAAUGGCAUUUACGAUCCGCCAUCCGAUAUAGUAGA